Ananas comosus (pineapple) is the source of this 1566-nucleotide messenger RNA. RefSeq names its product zinc finger protein 1-like. The transcript has a single exon. Gene Ontology annotation, molecular function: DNA-binding transcription factor activity. The coding region runs from base 546 to 1361 and encodes 271 amino acids. NCBI's taxonomy places the organism in Eukaryota, Viridiplantae, Streptophyta, Magnoliopsida, Poales, Bromeliaceae. The record is from RefSeq and is a predicted model, not a curated record.
AGGUUAGCCCACGGCCACCGCCUCACACGCCAAUAACACCCACGUAGGCCCCUACGUCAUACUGUUGGGCCCCACGAGUCAGCCUCACAUACCUGUAUUUAUGUACAAUCCGUGUUGACUAAAGAACGAGUCCAUACUCUUUUAUAUUAUUAUUAUUAUGUUAUGUUCUAUGUUCUAUGUUCUAUUCCCGGGGCUCACACUCUCUCACAUUGCUUCUUCUAUAUAUGCGAUUUUGAGCACCAUUCAUUCAUGCACAGUGACACUCCGCUUUCUAGUUGACCCACGACUCCUUCCUCGCUUUGCUUAGCCACCGCAACCACCACCUACAACAGCUAGCUAGCUACCCCAACUCCGACGCAACUUCCCACCUCCCCCUCUCCCUUUUUUUUUUCUGUUCAAUUCAUCUCCCUCUUUGUAUAAAAUCACCCACCCCCUCUUUCUCUCUCUCUCAAACUCGACCACUAUAGUACGUCUCUCCUCACCAGCACUCCUCUUCACUACUACCACCACUACUGCUACUAAUAUUAAGAUUCUUUCUCUCAUCGAUGGCAAUUGAUGCUUUAGAGAGAACCGCGAUACCGCCGCCGCCGCCGCCGCUGUCGACGGAAGAAGCGAGCGAGGAGGAGGAGGAGGAGGAGGAGGAGGAGGAGGAGGAGGUCUUCCCGCCCCUCGAGGGGUGGGCGAAGCGGAAGCGGUCGAAGCGGCACAGCCGCUUCUUCCCCGACCACCGCCAGCCCACCGAGGAGGAGCACCUCGCCCUCUGCCUCGUCAUGCUCGCCCGCGGCGGCCGUUACGGCCCCCACCGCGUCUCCUCGCCACCGCCACCACAGCCGCCGCCGCCGCCGCCGCCGCAGUACAAGUGCUCCGUAUGCGGCAAGGCCUUCGGAUCGUACCAAGCCCUCGGCGGGCACAAAGCAAGCCACCGGAAGCCGAUCUCCGGCGACGAUGCGCCGGCGGCGAUCGCCGGCGCCGCUGCUACGUCGGCGGCGUCGGGGUCCGGGUCGUCGACUGGGGGGGGAGGAGGAGGAGGAGGAUCGGAGAAGGUGCACCGGUGCUCGGUGUGCUCGAAGACGUUCCCGACGGGGCAGGCGCUCGGCGGGCACAAGAGGUGCCACUACGAAGGAACGAUCGGCGGCGGCGGAGGCGGGGGGAGAAGCGCUUCUGCUACCACCGUAGCAUCUGAGGGGGGCAGCUCGAGCCACCGGGGGUUCGACCUGAAUGUCCCGGCGAUGCCGGAAGGGUUUGAGGGUGCAAAACGAUACUUUGCGAUGGCGGCGGCGGCGGCGGCUGCCGCGGCGGAGGAAGAGGAGGUGCAGAGCCCGCACCCUUUCAAGAAGCCCCGGCUCCUAAUCCCGGCUUGAUUCUGACAGCAAUUUUAAGUUUUCUUUAAGUUUUCUUAUUACUUUUUUUUUUUUUCUGAUAUUAUUCUUUCUAGAUGUUGGAUUAUGUAUGUGUACAGAGAAUUAUUCAUUCUUUGUAGCAGUUUUUGGCUUUUAUUAGUUCUCCCUUUAAAAUUUUUUCGGCCAAUUUGCAUAAAAAAUUUACUUAUUUUGGACUUUUGCAAAA